Anopheles nili is the source of this 855-nucleotide messenger RNA. RefSeq lists its product as uncharacterized. Gene Ontology annotation, molecular function: chitin binding. Lineage: Eukaryota; Metazoa; Arthropoda; Insecta; Diptera; Culicidae. Gene Ontology annotation, cellular component: extracellular region. The coding region runs from base 7 to 669 and encodes 220 amino acids. The transcript is spliced from 2 exons. The record is from RefSeq and is a predicted model, not a curated record.
UUCCCGAUGUUCGUGGUGUUGUUUUCCUUGUUGCUGGUGUCACUGGAACUGGUGGCACCUUCGUUGGCAGUCCGCCCGCUGGAUACCGACGAUAAUUCGCGCUCCAACGCCCCGAAGUAUCUCUCCAUCGUGUCGGGUCAUUGGAUGUGUGCUGGUCACAAUGCGCCGGUGUUCUUCGCUCACGAUACGGACUGCUCACGGUACUACGAGUGUGUUUGCGAGGAUGCGUACGAGUACGCCUGUGACGCUGGAACGCGAUUCAACCCGCAGACUCUGCAUUGCGAUCGAGAGGGCCGUGUGGCAUGCUUAAUGGAUCAGGGUCAUCGUCAGGUGUCACAGGAUCUACCAGUAGCGCAUAGAAAUCCUUGGGCUCCGCGUGGUGACGUCGAAACGACAGGUGCUCCACAAGAACCGGCCAUUGAUCCACGGUGUCCAUCUGUGCAAUCUGACAAAUCAUGGUCCGACGAGACGAAUUGCUCCAAGCACUACCGCUGUGUAGAUGGACAGGUUAAGGAGCUGUACUGUGUGGAACAACUGGUGUGGGAUAACGCAGUCCAAGAAUGUAGACUACCCAAUCCCGACAAGUGCUGUGCGGCGGUUCCACCGGCGCCGAUUUUGAAACAAGAAUCUUCCAGCCUAUGGAACCGGCUCCAAGUCUGGAUGGGUUGAUGGAAAGUUUCCGAUGGUCGUGUGGAUGUAUCGUUUUUACCAAUUAUUUAAGAUGAUCAAUUCCUUUCUAACAAACUAUGUUCUGUUGUAAGUCAAUCUUUGUGGGUGAUACAUUCUAAUACUUUCGGUGCAGCGUAAGUCUAAAUAAACCUCGUUCAAUAACGGCCUUGGACGAGCUGUUACAAU